Molecule: messenger RNA, 706 nt
Organism: Nilaparvata lugens (brown planthopper)
Lineage: Eukaryota; Metazoa; Arthropoda; Insecta; Hemiptera; Delphacidae
Exons: 5
Coding region: 80-676 (198 amino acids)
Cellular component (GO): peroxisome
Source: RefSeq, a predicted model, not a curated record
AGUGGCUGUAUCCUUCCUGCAUGUGGGCAGUCAGUUCCAUCCGCACUGCGCGCUGGGUUUGGUUCCCUAUGUAGAACUCAUGCAGUUCAUUGCAUCGGCUACUACCGGCUCCUAUAUUCCAUCACCACCUGCCGUUGUAUUUCCGGAUAUGCCAGGAAAAAUGAAUAUUUACCAGAUAUCCUUUCUGACUUGGUCUUUCAUGAAAGGAGGAUUGGGCAUUGAACCAUACAGUGGAGAGUUAUCCAAGGGAGAAUGGUGUGUCAGAAAUCGAAGGUUUGAUGGAAACAGAGAACCUCAACUUCUAACCAAAAAACAGAGUGAAGACUCUCUGAAUGUAACUCUUUCCAGUGUUUUGUGUUGUAGAAUGCGUGAGGGAUAUUUUGUUAAGUCUGUUUACUUGAAAGAUGAAGCAGUGGAUCUAUGCCUAGUGUUGCCGUGGUCAAAUCACAUCUAUAUAGAAUAUUAUGUGUCCAGUGACUGGCCUCCGACUGAAUCAGUUCGCUAUGCUAUCUCAAUUAAAGCGAAAGUUAUGACAAAGUACAAACAUGGUUCUUCAUCAUACGUGUUACCUCCAAGCCACCAUGUGUUGUUCUGCAUGUCGCAUUUCUUGGAAAUACCCCUGGAUACCUCAGAAAUUUGGUAUGUAUUUCACAAUACAUAUUAUAAUCUUCUAUAAUAUAACAUAGGGAAGAAUUGGCUUAUACAC